Paramacrobiotus metropolitanus is the source of this 668-nucleotide messenger RNA. RefSeq names its product dehydrogenase/reductase SDR family member 11-like. The transcript is spliced from 4 exons. The record is from RefSeq and is a predicted model, not a curated record. Lineage: Eukaryota; Metazoa; Tardigrada; Eutardigrada; Parachela; Macrobiotidae. Bases 100 to 606 code for a protein of 168 amino acids.
UCUGUAUGUGCCGUUAAAUUUCGGCAAUCAGAAAAUUACAGAGCGUGAUACCACAAUUGAUACAAAUAUUCAGCUCUUGAGUACACUUCCAUUGCCGCUAUGGAAAGAUGGCAAGGAAAAACUGCUCUCGUAACGGGAGCAUCGGCAGGAAUUGGUUACGCUAUUGCCGAUGCGCUAGCUCGUAGCGGAAUGAAAGUGAUUGGUUGUGCGCGCAACACCGAGAAAAUUCUGGAGCUGGCAAAGAAGUACAAGAGCGGACCCGGUUGUGUGGAUGCGGUGCAGUGUGAUGUCACCAAAACUGAACAGAUUACAGCCAUUUUUGAGCACAUUGAAAAACAUUACAAGCAUGUCGAUGUGCUAGUUAACAACGCCGGGAUCGCGAAAUAUGACACCUUGGUGUCCGGAAGAACCGAAAAAUGGCGGGAAAUGUUUGAGAUAAACGUCCUCGGACUGUGUAUUUGCGCGAGGGAGGCACUAAAGCUCAUGCAAAAAUACAACAUUACGGACGGCAACAUCGUAAACAUAAACAGCUACACAGGACACUUCCACAUGAAUUUGAGCAAUUUGAGCAUCAUUCUCGCUUUGAGCAGCUCAUUCUCGCUUUGAGCAGCUCGAAUACGGAUCUUAUUUUUUUUUAGCACUGUAAACCGUGUAUCCGUGUACAUCAA